GCAGGGUCAUCACAAUGACAUCUACAGAGUGUCCGUGGACGUGGAAUGUGGUGGCGCAGGACGAGCGCUUCGCCCGUGGGUACCACACAUGCACAGCCAUCAGGGGGAAGCUGUAUGUUUCCGGAGGCGUUCGAUCCACAGACCCUAAAGAAGCUCCGCUUGGAGAUGUGGUGGUGUUUGACACGGAGCAGAAGACGGCGCGGGGCAUGGCUCCCGAGAACGCGUUUAAGCGGAGCCAUCACGACGCCGUGGAGUUGGGAAACCGUUGGCUGUGUGUGGUCGGAGGGUGGGAUGGAUCUCGAAGGGUAUCGUCAGUCUUCAGCUAUGACACAGAGAGGGAAGAAUGGGCUCUGUGGGCAGAAGGCCCAACAAACAACCCUCCGGUGGGACUCAGCAGUCACACGUGCACCAAAAUAUCCGACCACGAGCUACGCGUCGUGGGACGAGAGGGCGGGCUGCGGACCCAGAGGCGUUAUGCCAGUGUCUAUACCUUGAGGGUCAACGCCAGCACCAAGACUUACUGGUACAGAGAAGAGGAGUCACGCACGGCUUCACGUUCCGGUCACUCCGCUGUCCUUCUGCCAAGCGACUCCACGUCUACGAAGACAACCGGCUACUCGCUCUACGUUUUUGGCGGACGAGAAUCAUCUUCAGUUGACUUUGCCGGACAAUGGAGCAAAGACAAGAUCCAAGUGAAUACAGUCGGCUGCCCAAAACUUACAGAGCAGCUGUCACGACUUGUCAGCACAGAAGGUGUUACCCGAGACGCCCCAAAAAGCCUUAAGCACCACUCAAGCUCGGUCGUUGGUCCGUUCGUAGUUGUGUUCGGAGGAGAGGCGUUAAGUAAAAGUCGGGACGCUGUCUGUAACGACCUUUAUGUUUUUGACACGCGUUGCUCUCCCCCAAGCUGGUAUCACUUCCCGGGCUCAGAUCGGCGCCUGAAGAGAGUCGGGCACAGAACGUGCCUGAUUAACGACAGACUCUACUUGGUGGGGGGAUUCGGUGCUGAUGGAAAGACCCCCUGUCCAGAGGUCUGUGUCCUGGACUUCGCCCAGUAAGAGACUCACCAUCAUCUCAUGUUCCAAUAGCACCACUUAACCAAGGAAUGCAUCGAGACGCGUUUACAGAGCCACGCAGGGUCUUCAUUUUCUCCGCUAUUCGUCUUUAGCCUAAUUUCCCGCUUUGUACAUUUCACGCACGUACAUAGAGGUUUCCAGCUGCUAAAGAGCUGUGUGGUCUGGUUGGAACCCUAAGAUACUCCCUUCUAGUACAAAAUUUAACGUUCAGUGCGGUCACCAUGGGUCAUGAUGGACCUACAUAUGGCUUACAAUCUUGUAGAGCCCAAGAUAUGAGAUUAAAACUACUUUAAGAUAUAA
Spea bombifrons (plains spadefoot toad) is the source of this 1376-nucleotide messenger RNA. It is a transcript of the gene KLHDC9, whose product is annotated as kelch domain containing 9. Gene Ontology annotation, molecular function: cyclin binding. Lineage: Eukaryota; Metazoa; Chordata; Amphibia; Anura; Pelobatidae. The transcript is spliced from 4 exons. The record is from RefSeq and is a predicted model, not a curated record. Bases 15 to 1058 code for a protein of 347 amino acids.